This is a messenger RNA of Oncorhynchus gorbuscha (pink salmon), 2243 nucleotides long. RefSeq names its product TEA domain family member 1a (gene tead1a). Lineage: Eukaryota; Metazoa; Chordata; Actinopteri; Salmoniformes; Salmonidae. Gene Ontology annotation, molecular function: RNA polymerase II cis-regulatory region sequence-specific DNA binding; DNA-binding transcription factor activity, RNA polymerase II-specific. Gene Ontology annotation, cellular component: transcription regulator complex. Gene Ontology annotation, biological process: embryonic organ development; hippo signaling; regulation of transcription by RNA polymerase II. The record is from RefSeq and is a predicted model, not a curated record. Bases 301 to 1575 code for a protein of 424 amino acids. The transcript has 14 exons.
AUCUCUGUAGAUGCGCAGUGAAUUUUACACACUUCAGCCGGCUGGUCUGAAGAAAAAAAUCCUUGGCAGUUCUAAAAAACAACAACAUCUCAGCCCUUACAGCAAAACCGAAAUACAGCGAAAAUUGUUACAAUUAACCAUAAUAAGAGGUUUAAGGCAGGGAGUUGCCGUCAGCGAUAUUUUGCUUUCUGUGCGCAACAAAGCAUACGAGUCAGAAGGACUUGUUGCAUCCUCGGGUUUUCAUUUGGCCCUUUGAUAACUUGUGCUCAGGGCCUGGGCUUGGACGAGCGCACUGCCACCAUGGACCAUAGCAGCUGGAGCGGAAGCGAGAGCCCUGCAGACGACAUGGAGAGGAUGAGCGACGAGGCCGACAAGGGCAUGGACGGGGACCCCGAGGGGGUGUGGAGCCCCGACAUCGAACAGAGCUUCCAGGAGGCGCUGGCCAUCUACCCCCCCUGUGGGCGCAGGAAAAUCAUCCUCUCAGACGAGGGAAAGAUGUAUGGUCGCAAUGAAUUGAUAGCAAGAUACAUCAAACUAAGAACGGGAAAGACAAGGACAAGAAAGCAGGUCUCCAGUCACAUUCAAGUUCUUGCCAGACGGAAAUCUCGGGAGUUUCACACCAAGCUAAAGGUCACAUGUAUGGACCAGAGUGUGAAAGACAAGGCACUGCAGAGUAUGGCCUCCAUGUCCUCGGCUCAGAUCGUCUCUGCCACUGCCAUCCACAACAAGCUGGGCCUCCCAAGACCCACCUUCCCUGGGGCGACAGGAUUUUGGCAGGGUAUGAUAUCCACUGGCCAGCCUGGAUCAUCACAAGACAUUAAGCCAUUUUCCCAGCAGGCCUACCCCAGCCAGACAGCUGUAACAACCACCAUCUCAGCGUACGAGCCCCCCACGGCUACAGCCCCAGCCUGGCAGGGACGCUCCAUCGGGACCACCAUACUCAGACUGGUGGAGUUCUCUGCCUUCCUGGAGCAGCAGAGAGACCCUGACACUUACAACAAACACCUGUUUGUGAGCAUUGGACAGACCAACUACUCGUACAGCGAUGCCCUACUGGAGGCUGUGGACAUCCGUCAGAUCUACGACAAGUUCCCAGAGAAGAAGGGAGGACUGAAGGAGCUCUUUGGAAAGGGCCCUCACAACUCCUUCUUCCUGGUCAAGUUCUGGGCUGACCUGAACUGUAACAUCCAGGAUGACUCUGGGGCCUUCUACGGUGUGAGCAGCCAGUAUGAGAGCUCUGAGAACAUGACCAUCACAUGCUCUACCAAGGUGUGCUCCUUCGGCAAGCAGGUGGUCGAGAAGGUUGAGACGGAAUAUGCCUGCUUCGAGAAUGGACGCUUUGUCUACAGGAUAAGCCGCUCCCCAAUGUGUGAAUACAUGAUCAACUUCAUCCACAAACUCAAACACCUGCCUGAGAAGUACAUGAUGAACAGUGUCCUAGAGAACUUCACUAUCCUAUUGGUGGUGACUAACAGAGAAACACAGGAGACGAUGCUGUGCAUGGCAUGUGUGUUUGAGGUGUCGAACAGCGACCAUGGAGCUCAACAUCACAUCUACCGGCUAGUCAAGGAAUAAGAGACUGAUUCAGUAGAAACGUGCUGGGACAAACAAUCACCGAUCUACCUGAAGGACAGCUUCUGAAGAAUGGAGGGAAGACAUUGAAGGAUGAAUUCUUAGUAAUUGACAGAGAUAAAUCGCUGUUGUGAUUGGUUGGUUGUGAGAGUGACACGAGGCAACCGCCCAGUGAAACACACCUUCAGAAAGACAACCUUAUGGAAAGUGGCUGUGCCUCUACACAAAUCCCACCCACAAUGUCCUUGGGUUACAUUGGGGUGAAGUUUCUAAUGGAUAAUAUCAUUCUAUUUGUAUUUCGUAUGUAUGUUUGUAUGAGUGCAGCUGUCAAUUUGUGGUACAGUUGUGUGGUGUCAUUUUUCCAGACUUGGUCAUAACUAUGGUGUACAUAUGAAGGGGCAUUGUGUAACAUAAUAGGAAGAUGUACUGUGGAUUACAUUUGGAAGCUCUGUUUUCUGUAUUUUAUACUGUAGUCAUCACAAUUAUGAACCAAUUCAGAUCUAAGCCUUUCUUAAUUGGAUAAAUAUAAAACAUUAUACAGUUACUACAUACAGUGCCUUCGGAAAGUAUUCAGACCUGUUGACUUUUUCCUCAUUUUGUUACUUUAAUCAAUUUUAGAAUAAGGCUGUAAAGUGUUUAUUCUCAUCAAUCUACACACAAUACACCAUAAU